AUGAAGCGGGCGAAGCGCGAUGGCAAGAAGGAGGAGAAGGAGAAGAAGGCCUCCAGCAAGGCCGAGCCACAGAUCAGCCCUGCCCUGAUGCCCUUGGGGCUGCUGCUGGUCUGCACGUGCGUGAGCCUCUGUGGGCUGGCGGUUGGCAGCAGUCCCAGCUUCUACUCAGAGGUAGAAGGCAAGACGAGUAUUUUCGUCCGUCUACCGUUCUUCUUUGUCACCCAGGCACUCUUCAAUGAGCUUUGCCUUGGACUGGGCCUCCAGCUGGCCCGCUGGAUCCGUGGCGAUUCAGGCAUUUUGCCUUGGCAUGCCACCAAAGAUGAAGCGAUCCAGCACGACACGAAGAUUCCCUGGCCCGCCUGCGAGAUCCCGGAGGCCCUGCAGGGAUACCGUGGCCGGCCAGGACAGCCCUUCUUCCUCAACCAUGUGACCGGCCGGCAGCGAUGCAAGGAUGCGUGCAUGCGGUUGGGGAUGGGUGUUGGCGCUCUUUUGGGCGUUUGGUUUAUGUGCAGGUGCAUGGACAGAAGAGAUCUGUCAUCACUGGGCUUUACGCUGGAUAGCCCGUUUUUCCAAGAUGCGGCUGCCGGCCUAGUCGUCGGUGUCACCAUCGUCUCGUUUAUGUUUGCCGUCGAGCUUGUGGCGGGAUGGGUAAUCUUCCUGCAGUGGUUCGAAGUCUUCGACAAGUCUGAAAAUUUUGCCGUCUGCAUUUUCUGGGACGUCCUCUUCCAUUUGAAUGUUGCGGUGAAUGAGGAGCUUCCUGUUCGCGGAUGGCUUCUGAACAGGUCUUUGGGUGUGUGCCGGCAAGAAGACAGGACAGCCAUGGCCGAAGAGGGAGACGCACCCAAGAAGCGCACCUUCAAGAAGUACUCCUACCGCGGCAUUGACCUGGACAAGCUUCUGGAUAUGAGCAACCAGGACCUCAUGGAGCUGUUUUGCGCCCGGCAGCGCCGCAAGUUCAGCCGCGGCAUCAAGCGCAAGCCCAUCACCGUGCUCAAGAAGCUCCGAAAGGCCAAGCGUGAGACCGCCUAUGGCGAGAAGCCCGAGGCCGUGAAGACGCACCUCCGCAACAUGGUCAUCGUUCCGGAGAUGAUUGGCAGCGUGGUUGGUGUCUACAAUGGCAAGCAGUACAUCAAUGUGGAGAUCAAGCCCGAGAUGAUUGGCCACUACCUGGGCGAGUUCUCGAUCACCUACAAGCCCAUCAAGCACGGCCGUGCAGGUAUGAUGGGCAAGAACUCGCAGUUUGUGUAUAAUAUUGCCGAAGCGAGCAUGGCACACUGGCAGUUGCCGGCCACGGCGGCAUUUCUGUUCGCCAUGGUGUUGGAAUCCGUGUUCUUCGUGCUGAUGCACCUUCCGUCGCCCGGAGGCACACGCCCUUUGAGCAUGAUCAAUAUCUUCAUGGGGGGCAUGGCUGGCGGGCUCAAUGUGCUGCUCACCGGCGGCCGUUUGGGUUUCGCCCUCGGCUGGCACUUCGGAUGUGGUUUUCCUGCACAUGGUACGACGACUUUAGGAGGAGAAGCCAUGGAUGCAGCGGUUCUGCUCUCCCUCUACAUCUGGGAGGGAUGCAUGCAGGGUAUCGCCUUCGAAACCAUCCCGGCCCUCUUGAGGAAGAAUUCGUGGGCAGUGAGCAAGGGAGAAAGCGACGAAAACGAGAGGCUUCUGAACUAUUCCGAGGUGCCCUUUCAGAUCAAGUUUCUGCUUUGCUUCCUUGUUGAAAGGCAGGGAGCCAUGUGGCGACUGGAGUCCCGAGAGGCUAAGCUCGUGAUUCUUCUGUCUCUUUCGGGCUUUGUUUUACUUGCCUGCUCCAGCGCCGUCGUGGAGAUGCUCGCGUCGCAACCUCCCGACCUGUGGUCGCUUGUGCCGUUAAUCGGCAUGCUGGCUGCCCUGACAGCUCUGGCAGACAUUCUGAUGGAUGGCUGGGGUGUGGAGAAGCUUCGACCAGAGCACGCUUCGCUAUGCCAGGGUCUUGGCCUGGAGAUCGGCCGUUUGGGCGCCAACGAGGUGUUCUUCUACCUGAAGGAUCUGUUUGAGACCAUGGAGCUCCUCUCCGUGCUAUUCAGGGCGGCAGGCAUGCUUUCCGUGGCUAUUGCCGGUUGUCUGUAUCUGCGGAUCCCUGGAAAUAGACCUGCGGCAGCUCAGGGACGGGGCUUCCGACAUCAAGUCACGGAAGUGUUUGGCUUCCUUACACAGAGUGUCAGGGCAAGAUACUUCCUGGGGCUAUUAUUGCUGCUGAAUUUCAUCAAUGGCCACGUGGACUUUCAGAGCCAGCGCUACGAUGCAUUUGGCCUGACGCCAGAAAAACUGGCAUUCUUCAACAUGCUGGUUGUGCCGGUGUCCUUUUGCACAGCAUACUUUAUGGGGACUGCGGAUUGGCCAGCACACCGUCUCAGGUCACUUUACUUCGGGCUCGUGAUCCUGAACUUCGCAUCCAUUUGGCACUUGCGUGCUUGUGAAACUGCGACGCCGGAGAUGCUGAAAGCUGGCAGCUUGUACUGGACAUAUGCAGGUCUCACUGCAGUGCGAAAACUGAUCAACGAUUCGAUCUUCGUAAUUGAAGUUAGCAUCAUCAACGGCCUGGCUGCGACACACCCUUUGAUUUCUGGUUCAAUCAUCUCUGUGCUUGCAAGCGCCUCCAACUUUUGUGGCUCCCUGCCGGAGCAGUGGAUGCCAACUGCCAUUGCCUCUGUUGGCUUGGAGUGGACUGUCACUAUACACACGGCCUUGGGACUGGUUGCUGUGGUGCUGCUGGUCCCCCUCAUCGGCUAG
Symbiodinium necroappetens is the source of this 2763-nucleotide messenger RNA. The record is from the annotation of a GenBank genome assembly. Lineage: Eukaryota; Dinophyceae; Suessiales; Symbiodiniaceae.